This is a messenger RNA of Anisakis simplex (herring worm), 411 nucleotides long. NCBI's taxonomy places the organism in Eukaryota, Metazoa, Nematoda, Chromadorea, Rhabditida, Anisakidae. The record is from the annotation of a GenBank genome assembly.
AUGUCAACGAGAUCACUAAUGGAUGUCAACGAGGAUUCUGAAAUUCUGUCAAAACUUGGAAUAUUAUCCACGAAACAAAGCCCAAACAAAGCCCACAAACAAACAUCAUCGUCAACACCACGAAAGGAGAAAAACGAUUUUGUUGAGGUGAAAGUGGAUGACUGGAAAUGGGAAGCUGACACAUUUGCUGCUCAAAGUGACGACGAACAAAGUGAUGAAAAUCUCGUCUACGAUAAGCAUACUUUACUGGACGAUCGUUCGUCGAAUCGAAGUUUACGACGAAGGUCGAGUGGUGUGACAUGUCGAAACAUUCUUCUUGCAUCUUCUUUUCUUUCUUUGCGAUUCUUUUGGUUUGUGCUAAAAUGCCCAAUUACGUUUAUGCUAAUGCUUGUUUCUAUGCUAAAUUCGUAA